Molecule: messenger RNA, 3297 nt
Organism: Drosophila ananassae
Lineage: Eukaryota; Metazoa; Arthropoda; Insecta; Diptera; Drosophilidae
Gene: fok
Product: putative eggshell protein
Exons: 3
Coding region: 389-802 (137 amino acids)
Source: RefSeq, a predicted model, not a curated record
ACAAAAAUGCUGUAAUUCUAACACUCGGCUUUCAGUUUCCUACGAGACUUCCCCCAGAAGAGACAUCGAAUUUCCGUGAAAUUUUCAAAGAAAUCCUUGCACUAAGAGUUCAAUGCAACAACCAGAGAGAUACCUUGAAUCGGUAUUCCACGCGUAAACCCAAAAAAAAUCGACAAAAAAGUGAAUAAACAACAAAGACCCAGAGCGACACUCCAAAAGUGAUCCAAACAGAGUUCAUUGGACGCCCCGAGAGUGGAGAGACAAAGUGAAACGACCUCCCCCAACGCGCGCAAAAAAAGAGCGAAAAAAAAAAAGAAAACACACCCACUGCAUCAUCGCCAGCACUGCAGCCACUGCUCCUUAACCCACAAAAAGAGAGAGAGAAAACAUGGAUGUUUGGGGAUUCUGUGUCAGCGACUCCACCAUGGCAUAUGGCGGAUCCAUGCGGAAUGGCUACUACCGGGACUACGAGCAGUUCCCGUACGGGACACUGGAGUCCACCACCUCGCCCUAUGCGGUCAAGGACUGCUAUAGCCGCGUCCAAGAAAAAUGCAAGCAAAUAAAGUCUGAGAAGCAGAUGCGCAAGGACUGCCCCUUUUGCAAGGAGCACAAGAAGCGGCCUCUUAUCAACUACAUGCGGAAGAGGGAGCAGCGCAAGCACCAUGACAGCAUCUGCGAGGACGAGGAGGAGAUGCACGAGCACGAGCACGAGCACAACCACUCCCACGCCCAUGAGGUGGUGCAGCAGCCCGCUCCUGCGCUCUCCUCCGUCCUUGCCACCCAACAGAGCUGCAAGGUGUAACUUGGGAUGGACAAAGAAGAAGAAAAACAAAAAAAAAAAAUUAAAUAUUCAGCGAUUCUUAAAUGCCAUAUAAAUGUUAUAAAAAAAAAAGAAAGAAAAAAGCUGACACAAAGACGGCGACAAGCAAGUGAGAGAGCGAGACAACAACUGCAGCUACAAUAAUCCAGCGCGACUGUACCUUUUUGAACGGUUGCCGAAGCAUUUCCGCAUCGCGAAUACACUACCAUUUACAAAAUCCCCAACCUGUUGAUACCAAUUUACAAAGAUCCCCCUAUACUCCUACCCAAAGUAUCUUCGACAUUUUUUUUUCUAUUUCUACAAAGCCAAUAGUACACAGUGAGAAAAAACAAUCUUUGUCCGCUUGACCAACGCAUUUUUUUUGACCUUAGACAAAGUGAAAAAAAAAGAAAAAUAAUUAUACAAAAAUACAACAACAACAACAAGGGAAGCAAAAAUAGCAGAAAAAGUAAAUUUUCUAUUUUGCAUACGAGACUGAGUAAAAAAAAAACUGCAGUAGAAAAGCCUAAGCUAAAUUUCUUCUUUUUUCGACAUAAUUGGAUGAGUUACAGGAAUAUAUAAUCGAAAAAAUAAUAUAUAUAUUAAUAUGAAGAAUAACAACAAAGGAAAAAUGCUUCAUUGGCGAUCAAGGUUUAGAAUUAUUAUUUUUUUCGAUAUAUGUGUAGCUAUGUAUACUUUGGACCCCGAUUUUUAUUGUAUCCUUGUCUAUAUUAGACAUUCCUUAAUAUAUUUAUUGUAAUACCAACUGAGCAUUGCACAGUUCGAGCAAAUGUCAAAAAAUCUAAUUAUUGUUAAAUGAAAAAGUUGCAAUUUUCCAAAAAAGUUUAUGCCAAGUUACACUUUUUCAACCUUUUAUAUUAAAAAAAAUAAUAAUAAUUAAAUAUUUAAAUAAAGAUUAUUUGGUGUUGAGCCCCAACUGUGCAAAAAAUAUACAAAAAAAAGUUAAAAAAAAAAAUAUAUUGUAUUAGUUAAGUAAUUGAUCAAGAAAAUUUAUUGAUUUGUGAAAAAUUUGCUUGCAGGUACCGAGAAAAUUUUCAAUUUAUACAAUGUUAUAUAUCAUAUAUAUUAUAUUAUAAAGUUUAAUUUAAAUUAUAUAUUGAAAACAAUAAAAUUUAACAAAAAUUAAAAACAAAAUACUCCUUUUCUUGAAUUUAUGGGAAAAAUAAAACAAGAUUUCUCUAAAAAUAAAAUAUUAUUAUUUACAUUGAGGUGGGUCAGUUUCGAAAACAGCCCAAAACUGGUUUAGUUUUUGUCGAAAAAUUCCUUUAAUCUUUACGGAAACCUUUCCGUCUCGCACCAUUUCGCUAAUUGAAGUUAAUAAGACUUUUACCGACCAAAUUAAUAAAAAUUCCCAUCAUGAAUACUCGAAAAAUAAAUAACAAAAAAAUAUUAUGGCUAAGGUCAGUUUUCAACUGAUUACCUGAGAACUAAAUAUGGCACUAAUGUGACCCACAAAGUGUCUCCUUGAAUCCCCAUCAGCUAUCUGGCUAUCUGGGACCUUGACCAUGUGAAAGUAGAGGGUUUCCUAGAAAGUCACCCCCAAAUAUAACCUUCCUUGAAGUGUUUUGGAUUUGAAAUUUGCAUUUCAAAGAUUCCAGAGGCGAGGCGCGUGGAUGAGAUCAGCUUUUCGUUUUGAUUAUAAAAUUGCUCAAAAGCUCUGACCGCACUUCAAGAUUGCUUGCAUAUUUAAAUGACUCUUUUCCUGGGGCCUCGACCGGCUGGAUCAAAUUGUGAAUAGCCCCAGCACGCCAUAUCUAUAUAGUAUAGUACCCGUAGUACCCCCAUGAGUCGAAAAAAAAACAAACAACGCACGGAGGGAAGCCAUAAAUGCAAUUCUGUUUAUACAAUGAAUUCUAUUCAUUUUAAAUUCAAUGUUAACCAGUUUGCUCAGGGAUUGGAACUAGCUAUGGGGGUGAAAGGGUGAAAUUGUUAUUAUACGCUGGAUUAAAUUACAAUUGUUGUUGUGUGGGAACUGGAACCAAACCAGCACGUUCUACUAUUAUCUAAAGCGAACGUGAAUAAAGUUCAAAAUUGGAUUUUUAUAGACCAACUUUAGAGUUGAAAUAUACGUUGAAAUAUUUGUUUUUUUUUUUGUCAGCGGUAGACCAGCCUCCCGUGAACUAUAAUUAUCUUUUGUUCAAUUAGUAAAUAAAAAAAUCUGUCAAACGCUUUUCAGACCUUAAUAUGGAUUUUAUCUUUUUUAUUUAUUCCACAUUACUCCGGAUAGUUAAUAAGUGCUAAUUUUGAAACUAAAGCUUUUGAAAAGCAUGCUUUGCCUUAAGGAUGGAAAGAAGUUGGGCAAGAGCAAUUGCAAAUGCGAGCCAGUGGCCUGUAAAUGUGGCAAAAGGCGGCAGCAACAACAAAUGAAACUUUUGUUGUCGCAACUUCAGAGCCGCGAUAAGUUAUCAAGUGUUAUAUUGUUUUAGUAUACACCAACAAGAAGAAAAAAAAUUACAAAUAAAACACAACAAAAAGUA